CUCCCAGGGCCUGGUGUGUGUACUGUGUCCCUCAUAGGCUUCCUUACAAGACAUGUGACACAGAAGGUCAAAGAUGGCAGCCUGCACGAAAUGGCUCGAUAAAUGUGUAUUUUCAUCAAGGUUGUUACGAAAUGUUCGGCUACAACAUGAACGGUUCUUGUCCACGUCUGUGUGUCGUCUGGCGGCUGGAAAUGCCAGCCAGCAGCCACCGAAAUUCACCCCUCCGCCAAAGCCUGUCAUCAUCGACAAAACGCAGACGGUGGCUGCGCUGCGAAAGUUCCUGAGCCCAGAGUUCAUCCCACCUCGUCAAAGGACAAACCGGCUGAAGUUUUACAUGGAGAGGAAAGACAUGGCCCGCAGGAGGAGCGUGGUGAACAUUCCUGAAUUCUACGUGGGGAGCAUACUUGCCGUGACCAUGUCUGAUCCUAAUGCCAGUGGCAAAACAAACCGCUUUGUUGGUAUAUGCAUCCAAAGGGGCGGAAAGGGUCUUGGAGCUACAUUUGUCCUGAGGAACAUCAUUAAUAAUCAAGGUGUGGAGCUCUGCUAUGAGAUGUAUAACCCGCGCAUUCAGGAGAUCCAGGUGUUGAAGCUGGAGAAGCGGCUGGAUGACAACCUGAUGUACCUGAGGGACGCCUUGCCUCAGUACAGCACCGUGGACCCGGACAUGAAGCCGACUCCUUACUCCCCAGCUGGAGAAGUACCUGUUAACAUGCUCAAAGUGAAGAUGCGUCCAAGGCCGUGGUCCAAACGCUGGGAGCGGCCCAAGUACAACGUCCAGGGCAUACGCUUUGAUCUGUGCAUGUCCCCGGCGAGGAUGGAGAACGCUCAGAAGUGGGCGAUGCCUUGGGUGGAGUAUGACAUGUUGAAGGAGUACGACACCUCCAAGGCGGAGGAGCAGAUUUACAGCGAGGUCCAGCAGGAGAUGAGCAAGUUGAAAGCAGCCUGAGAUGCCAAAAUGCCCCUGCUGGAGACAAAUGACUUAAUGGUCUGACGUUGGCUGAGCUGGACUGGGGUCAGUUUUUCAUUUCUGUUGGUGGUUUCACUGCAGUAAUUACCGCUCAGUGUCGGUGUAUUUGCUGUACAAUAAAUGCUACUUCACAUUCUA
Dunckerocampus dactyliophorus (ringed pipefish) is the source of this 1105-nucleotide messenger RNA. RefSeq names its product mitochondrial ribosomal protein L19 (gene mrpl19). The transcript is spliced from 6 exons. Gene Ontology annotation, cellular component: ribosome; mitochondrial large ribosomal subunit. Gene Ontology annotation, molecular function: structural constituent of ribosome. The record is from RefSeq and is a predicted model, not a curated record. The coding region runs from base 74 to 946 and encodes 290 amino acids. Gene Ontology annotation, biological process: translation. Lineage: Eukaryota; Metazoa; Chordata; Actinopteri; Syngnathiformes; Syngnathidae.